This is a messenger RNA of Colletotrichum acutatum, 1356 nucleotides long. Its product is annotated as tRNAHis guanylyltransferase. The record is from RefSeq and is a predicted model, not a curated record. Bases 199 to 1065 code for a protein of 288 amino acids. Lineage: Eukaryota; Fungi; Ascomycota; Sordariomycetes; Glomerellales; Glomerellaceae. Gene Ontology annotation, molecular function: magnesium ion binding; tRNA guanylyltransferase activity. Gene Ontology annotation, biological process: tRNA modification. The transcript is spliced from 7 exons.
UGAUGGAAAGGAUGAAAGGGAACUGCUGUCUUUCGACAUCCCUGAUCCUUGCGCCCAUCUCAGCUCAGAUUUAGACCCCACUGAAGCAGCGGCAGAACUACCCCUCCCCCGCCAUCCCGUCUGCUGGGCUGUCUGAAGUUCGUCUCCAACACUGCCCUGCAGUAGACCUCAGAUGGUUAGUUCUUCCCCAUCUUCACAAUGGCGAACUCCAAAUUUGAAUACGUCAAGAGCUUCGAGCAGCCCGACUUUCUCUUGCCAAACACUUGGAUCGUUGUCCGCAUAGACGGGCGAGGUUUCACCAAACUAUGUGCAAAGUAUGGCUUUGAAAAGCCCAACGACAAGAGAGCCAUCGACCUCAUGAACGCCGCUGCCAGGGUCGUCGUCACCGAGCUCCCAGACAUCACCAUCGCCUACGGUGUCAGCGAUGAAUACAGCUUCGUGUUUCACAAAUCGUGUACCCUUUUCGAAAGAAGGGCCAGCAAGAUCUCAAGCACAGUCGUGUCCACGUUCACGGCCAACUACGUGCACUUAUGGUCACAGUACUUCCCAGAUAGCCCGCUCACCUCGCCUCUGCCGAGCUUUGACGGAAGAGCAGUGUGCUAUCCUACUGUGUCAAAUUUGAGAGACUACAUGAGCUGGCGUCAAGUCGAUUGCCAUAUCAACAACCUCUACAACACGACAUUCUGGGCUCUGAUCCAAUUAGGCGGUCUAGACAACAGAGAGGCAGAGAAACUCUUGGCGGGGACUGUAUCCGGGGACAAGAACGAGAUCCUCUUCUCGAAAUUCAAGAUCAACUACAAUAACGAACCCGAAAUCAACAAGAAAGGCAGUGUAGUCUUCCGAGACUACGAGCUCGUUGAACCGGGUACGCACAAUGCCGCGCAGGCGGCAGAUGCGCUCGCGGAGCCUGUUCAACAGAGCAAGACGCAAGCGGAGAAGGACAAGAAGAAGCGCACUAAGGCCCGCGUCGUCAUUGAGCAUCUCGACAUCAUCAAGGACGACUUUUGGGACAGAAGGCCGUGGCUGCUUUCUAACAAGCCAGGGAAGACCCCCAAGGAGACUUGAAUGCCCUAGAUCUCUUGGUGAGAAAUCUUGAUUCUACUAUCGGCUAUGUCUAGGAGCCCCUCUAGUCUACACGUUGUGGAAGAGACGUGGAUAUGGCUGGAUCCGCAUAGGCGGCAGACUGCUUAGAGAAUGGCGAGGGGGUGGCAGGCAUGAGAUAAAGCUACCCACAGGGAGAUAUCAUAUCUGCCUCUAUGCCUCCCGACUCUUUAUAUGGAGAUGAGUUAUACAUCACCUUAGAAGGCCGAGGCCAAAUUGUCGCGGAUAAGAACAUCAUGAAUUCUGGUUGAUAAC